This is a messenger RNA of Staurois parvus, 1232 nucleotides long. Lineage: Eukaryota; Metazoa; Chordata; Amphibia; Anura; Ranidae. The record is from the annotation of a GenBank genome assembly.
AUGAAGCUGAAGCAGCGGGUUGUGGUGCUGGCUUUACUACUGGUGAUUCUGGUCCUCACUAAACUUCUAUUGCUGGACAGAUUGGAGACGUCUGCUGCACAGAGGCAGGACCAGCUUUCCUUCCAGCGCAUGAUGUCCAGCCUACGGCUGACCAUGGACUCCCGGUUGGAGCAUACGCUACAGUCCCCAUGGGAAAUAGCAUCUCAGUGGGUGGUGCCUAGAGAGGUGUAUCCUGAAGAUACCCCAGAAAUGGGAGCAGUCCUACAUUCUAUGGCUACAAAGAAGAUCAUAAGAGCUGACGUGGGCUACAAAGGUACGCAGCUCAAAGCCUUGUUAGUCCUGGAGGGUGGACAGAAGGUGGUCUUCAAACCAAAAAGAUACAGCCGGGAUUAUGUAGUGGAAGGGGGGAGCCCUAUGCGGGAUACGAUCGUCACAAUGCUGAGGCGGCUGCUUUUCAUUUAGAUAGGAUCCUCGGCUUCAGACGAGCGCCUUUGGUGGUUGGUCGAUAUGUAAACCUUAUCACAGAGAUUAAACCAGUAGCCACUGAGCAGCUGCUUAGCACAUUUCUGAAGCAGGGAAAUAACACAUGUUUCUAUGGGAAGUGUUACUACUGCCGUGAGACUGAGCCUGCCUGUGCAGACAAGGAAGUGAUGGAGGGAUCGAUCACUCUUUGGCUUCCCGAUGUGUGGCCCCUUCAGAAGCACAGACAUCCCUGGGGCAGGACGUAUCGUGAGGGCAAGCUGGCAAGGUGGGAGUAUGAUGAAAGUUAUUGUGAUGCGGUGAAGAAGACUCCCCCUUAUGAUGCUGGUCCCCGGCUCCUCGACAUUAUUGAUACAGCCAUCUUUGACUACCUAAUUGGAAAUGCAGAUCGCCAUCACUAUGAGAGCUUCCAGGAUGAUGAGGGCGCUAGCAUGCUUAUACUGCUGGACAAUGCUAAGAGCUUCGGGAACCCCUCAACAGAUGAGCGCAGCAUUCUUGCACCCUUGUACCAGUGUUGCAUCAUUCGUGUCUCUACGUGGAAUCGGCUUUCCCACCUGAAACAUGGUACCCUACGUUCUGCUAUGCUUUCGGCCACCAGUCAUGACCCUCUUUUCCCUGUCCUUGCUGAACCUCAUUUGGAAGCACUAGAGCGCCGCCUGCAGGGUAUUUUAUCAACCGUCCAGCAGUGUUUAGACCAGUUUGGCGCCGAUGUAGUGAUGGUGGAAGACCGAAUGACCCUUUCUCAUGUGUAA